This is a messenger RNA of Cladophialophora immunda, 1910 nucleotides long. RefSeq lists its product as uncharacterized. Gene Ontology annotation, molecular function: DNA-binding transcription factor activity, RNA polymerase II-specific; zinc ion binding. The record is from RefSeq and is a predicted model, not a curated record. NCBI's taxonomy places the organism in Eukaryota, Fungi, Ascomycota, Eurotiomycetes, Chaetothyriales, Herpotrichiellaceae. The transcript is spliced from 2 exons. Gene Ontology annotation, biological process: regulation of DNA-templated transcription. The coding region runs from base 258 to 1910 and encodes 550 amino acids.
CUCAACAAGCCGCGACGCACGAUCAAGAUCUACGUGGCCAAGAUGAAUGAAAACUGCUCUGCCUCACCCCGGACUGGGAAGGAGGGUGAUGCCGCCCUGUUCUCCACCUGGCUCGCACGAGCUGGGCACUGCUUGACUUGGUUCUCGUUUUAUCGGCCCUUUUUCCGCCCAAAUGCUUUGGUCCUGACGAGCAGUUUUGACGAGCAGCCUCCUGGCCUAUCCUUUGGGUCUGUCACCAAUGCACCACCUCUGUCCGCAUGGCGCCCAAUAGGGGGAAAAGGCACCAGCCAAAAUCACGCACGGCAUGCCUGACUUGCAGAAAGAGAAAGCUCAAGUGUGGAGAGGAAAGACCACACUGUCAAAGGUGCCUAAAAGCUGGCAAGAUGUGCGAAGGCUACCAGAUGCUGCUCAUCGACGGAGCGAUGAGUGUCAGUGGUCGAGUAUGGACCGUUCCACCCAUCGAUGGUGUUUGCAUCAGCGGCAGCGCCUCCUCUCUGCUUUCGGCAUUUACUGCGACCGCCGACGAGUGGCAGGCUUACCGGCUCUACACCCAGCAGAUAUCGUCGACGCUCGGCGGGCCCUUUUCCCUCGACGCUGACCUAUGGCAGAGACUCGUCCUUCAGAUUUCCCGUCACGACGCGGCCGUCCGCAACGCCAUUUUCACCCUGGGGAAUUUCUUCCGACAUGCCGUCCAAGAGAGCAACAACGGCCAAAUGUCCACGUGCGCCUGUCGCCGCUGUGUGCAAGCUCUGAGGUCCUACAACAGAGCCAUAGCGGCUUCGUUCGCCGAGCAAUCAUCGGCAAACGUCAAAGAUGACCCUGUCGCGUUGAACGCGGCCCUCACUUCGUGUGCCCUAUUCAUUUGCAUCGAAUUCUUCCGAAAGAGCGACCGCAAUGCGAUCGCCCUAAUCGACAGAGGCUGCGGAAUGCUCUUGCAAUCUCUCCGCCAAGCACCACAAGACCUGCAAACGAGUCGCGUGGAUCCGGGACUUUGGAAUCUAUUUGCCCGCCUUCGAGUCUUGUCGGCUUCAUUCGGCCAUGCUGGGCAGUGGCAAAUGUCACCACUAGGGAACUCUGCCCCUAGGGCUAUUCGCGAGCCACUCCCACCACUCUCUGACCGAUUGGAACGCGCCCGAAACUCUCUCUAUGACAUCCUUACUGCGGCUCUACGACUGAGGAGACGUUGUGCCGAAACCCUGAUCCCUAUGUGGCCUUCAAAGAGGACCUGCGUUGUCGAAUCGGUUCAUGAGUUGCGACACGAGAAAAAUCUCGUCGUCUCGAGGUUGCGCAUGUGGUAUGAGCAUUUUAUGGGGCUGCAAACAAUUCUGGAGUCUGCGCCACGGGAAUCACCAUCAUCCUCUCUCCCCGCCUUGAUACUCUACGGUCACUUUCUGCAGACAAAGAUAUACGCAGAGACGAGCUUGGAGUUGUCACAAGGGCGUUACGACCAGUACCUCUCGGAAUUUCAAACCGUGAUCCGAGUUGCGGAACGCGGACUACGUCAGUCGUUGGCAGGGGAUCAAAAGUAUGUCCAAAUGUUUUCAUUUGAGAGCUGUUUCCUCGGCAUGCUGUAUCUUUGCACCCUGAAAUGCAGGCAGCCGACGAUGCGGAGACAGUUAAUAGACUUGAUGCGCCUCUCGAGUGAAAAAGAAGGGCUAUGGCACCGAGGAGAGUCCAUCACGGUCGCUUCCCGUGUGAUGGAACUCGAGGAAGGCCGCUCCGAAUUCAUCCCUGCUAUCGGGACAUUGACUAGAACGGCAACCCCUCUCUUCCACGACGUCUUGUGCGAGAUCAAUUACGUCGCUGACGGGAGGACCUUGGUCGACGUCACCUACGUCCUCCAUCAGGAACGCACGGCAGAGCACGAGUGGUUGGCCAUGAAAGAGACCUUGGUUGUGGUGGACCGAUGA